AUGGCCAGGGCUGGAGGCUACGUGUGGCUGGUAAACACAACACUCCUCACCACGGUCCCAAGGAUGCACAAGCCUCAGUAUGUUGUCCCCUGCCUCAACUAUGUUGUCAGUGGUGUCGAGUCUGCUGGCGAGAUUCUGUCGGAGUUGCAGCUGAUGUGCAAUAGAAACAGCAGCAGCAACGACAACAGUAACAGCAGUAGCAACAAGAGCAGCAGCAGCAGCAGCAGUAGUGGUAACAGCAGCAGCAGCAGCAGUAGCAGUAGUGGCAGCUGCAGCAACAAUAAUAAUAACAAGGUUACCAACAAAUCAGUGACAGCCACAGUUGCAGGUCCUUCAGUGGCAAGAAACAUUGCUACACCAACCGUGCCACUACCUAAGUUGAGCACACAGCCGAAGGUUGAAGAGGUGACAAGUAGUGCAAGUGUGAGAGCCGCCCCAGCACCUACACAGCAUCCACCUGUUGCAGCCACAUUCAAAAUCUUUGCUCCUCGUACAGAGGAUAUGAACAAAGGCUAUCUCAUGUUCUCUGAUGAUGAUCCACAGUGCACAGUGCUGAAAGAGGAGCCUGACGACCUAACCCAUCUGGCACCCUCAGUUGGUGACACAUAUGUACCUCUCUUAGAAGUACCUAACUUAAUCUCGAGUCAUGAUGACACCGGCAUGCUCCACGAGGUGUCUACACUGAUCCCUGAACUAGACGAUAUGUUCACCUUUGACUAUCAGAUGCCUAUUUCUAGUUCUGAUGUAUUGAUUUCAACUGAAGCUUCUGAUAAUAGUGAAGAUCAAGAAGAAAGUCAAAAAUACAUAUAUGAUGAAAAUAAGCUCAUUAGUGGUGUAAAGUGUAUGAACAGUUUAAGUGGAGGGAAAAUAUUGAUAGACAAAAGUGGGUGCAGUACUCCUUCAUCAGUGUGUGGAAUAAGUUCUCCAGAGCCGCCAAAACCUCUACUAAGUCAGGCCGCAUUAUUCCCACCCCAAGAAAGGAAGCAGAGUACGAUUAUAUCUGGAGGCAGCCAGCCUAGAACAGCAACAGAAGCCCUCUUCACACACCUGGAUGAGAUCCGUUCAUCAGACUCAUUUGGAAAAUUGGAUCUCAAACUUGAAGAACAGAACAUGGACUCGGAUGAGUUUGAGAUGAGAGCUCCAUACAUUCCUUUCACUAACGAGAUGUUGAUGCUCAGCCCCGAUGAUCUCUUGUGGGGAGCAGAGUCUGAGCCUCUUAUAUCACCAAAACACACUGCAUCAUCAUGUCGGGAUGCAAAGUGUUGUCAGGGUAUAAUUGAUAAAAACGACUCCAACUUAGCUCAGCUGCUGCGCGACACAGACCCUGCAAUUGGGUUGACUAGCAAACUGCAUCUAGGAAACUCCACCAGUAGUCAAAGGAGUCAAUAUCAGCAGAACAAAUUUGAUGGUGGAGGAGAUUUUGUAGAUCCAAACAAAGUUCUUCCAGGACACACUGCAUGUAAAGGUAGGUUUAUAUACAUAUAUAUGAUAGAGCCAAGCAGAUUACAAAUGCUCUAGGAUUUUUUAUAAUAU
Messenger RNA from Cherax quadricarinatus, 1533 nucleotides. Lineage: Eukaryota; Metazoa; Arthropoda; Malacostraca; Decapoda; Parastacidae. The record is from RefSeq and is a predicted model, not a curated record.